Sabethes cyaneus is the source of this 1295-nucleotide messenger RNA. RefSeq names its product pupal cuticle protein-like. The transcript is spliced from 2 exons. The record is from RefSeq and is a predicted model, not a curated record. The coding region runs from base 99 to 587 and encodes 162 amino acids. Lineage: Eukaryota; Metazoa; Arthropoda; Insecta; Diptera; Culicidae.
UUGCAAACAGUCCUGGUUGAGUAUCACCUAGGAGGUUUCAUAGCACUCAAUAGCUCUCCGGUCAAGUGUUCUUAGGAAGCACCAAUUAAACUUCAAAAAUGAAAUCUUUCAUCGUUGGAUCCGUUCUGUUGCUGGCCACCGCCGCUUCCGCUGCACCUUCCUACUGGCACUACGUCCCAGCCGAUACGCCUGAAGUGGCGCACGCCAAGGCCCAACAUCUGGCCGCUCACCAGGCCGCCCGUGGACUGGCCGGUGCCGGACCGAUUGACACACCCGAAGUUCAGCACGCCAAGGCCCAGCACUUUGCUGCCCAUGCCGCUGCCCGUGCCGGCCAUGCGAUCCCAGCGCCCGUUCCAGCCUGGCACGGAGCCCCGGCUGCCCCAGCCUGGCAUGGAGCCGGAGCCUGGCACGGACCCCAGCACAUCCCGGUGAUCCACAAUGGAGUUCCAGUUGAAACCCCGGAAGUCCAGCACGCCAAGGCUGCCCAUCUGGCUGCUCUGCACGCUGCCGGUUCCGGAGGUCACUGGGUCGGUGGACACGAAGACGACGGCUCCUACAAGCCCCAGUGGGAUGCCCACAACUACUAAGUAGUUGCUGUAGUCUGCCAACAACAAACUCCUUUCCCUGGAUGCCAAACAACACCCCCCUAGAUUGAGCCCUUAACAACUUUAACCCCAACCUCAGCCCCGUUAUUCAAGGUAUAGCUAGGCCUUAGGAAACCCUAUUUUUACGCUGAUAAAAGCAAGAAGUGUGUCGAAUACUCAGAGCCACUGCCGUUCCUCCUCUUGUCUUUUGUAAAAAAUAUUUCAAACGCUAGAGCUUCGGUAGUCGCAAGUAUUAUAGUAGUCAACUGGUCCGCGCAUAGUGCGGAACGUGAUCCCAAAACGAUCGAGAAAGAGAGAGAGAAAAAAAAGCGAAAUGACAAUCCUAUUGAGUGCGAAGAGCUGUCGCAAGUUAGGAAGAGUUUUCCCGAUCGGCGAAAUUUUGCUCCCUCGCGGCGGCUAGGAAGCCGACCGCCACAGUAGACCAUCAACCCUGCUGCGUGAGUGGACGCACGAUUUCCAUCCAUCCAUCCAUCCAUCCAUCCGUCCAUCGAUCCUUUCAUCCAACGACGACAGGAGUCGACCGGGAUUAGCUUCCACAUCUUAGGUUACAGAAACAGAGAUGGUAGGACGAAUUGAAUCAACAACGAUUUGAUCGAACAAAACGGGAAAAGAAGGAAAAAUCUCUCACUCGAAUUGUAAUUUCUGUGUACUUGAUAUUUUUACCCUCAUUAAAGAGAUACGUUAUUGCAA